Molecule: messenger RNA, 1365 nt
Organism: Miscanthus lutarioriparius
Lineage: Eukaryota; Viridiplantae; Streptophyta; Magnoliopsida; Poales; Poaceae
Source: the annotation of a GenBank genome assembly
AUGGCAAUCGCGGUCGGUCAUUUCCACGACCUCAAGCCCCCCGCCGUGCGGGACCGGCACUACAGCCUCUACUCCGUCGCGCUGCUCGACAGGCCGCUGCUCGACAGGGAUCAUAGGGAUCACGGCGACGCCGCCGCCGCCGGAGGGGGCCACACCGGCCUGUCCCCGCGGCGCCGGAGCCAGUCCUCCCCGUGCUUCACGACCGUCGUCGCGCCUGCCGGCUCGGAACACGCGGACCGGUCCGAGAGCAAGAUGCCGCGCGUGGAGAUCGUCGCGGGCCGCCACGCCCGCGGCGUGCGCGAGCUCAUCGCGGAGGCCGCGGCCGCAAUCGCGUCCGGGACCCGGCUUGUCGCCGCGCAGAGCGGCCUCGGCGGGGCGCUGCUGCUUGAAGGCAGCCGCGCUGGCGAGCACGUCGCGGUCGUCAAGCCGCUCGACGACGCUGCGACCGCCGCGGGGUCGCCGCCGGCGAGCGGCGGUGGGUACGAGAGCAGGACCGUGCUGCGGGAGGUGGCCGCCUUCCUCCUCGACCACGACGGCUUCGCCAGCGUGGAGCCGACCGCGCUGAUCAAGAUCUCGCGCCCCGCGACGGCGACGACCGUGGCGUCGAUCCAGCGCUUCGUGGCGCACGAGUACGACGCCGGCGAGCUGGGCCCGUCGCGGUUCUCGGUGGCCUCCGUGCACCGAGUCGGCAUCCUCGACAUCCGCCUCCUCAACAUCGACCGCCACGCCGGCAACAUCCUCGUCAAGAACCCGGCGAGCUUCCAGUGCGCCCACGGCGGCUCAUCCACGCCGCCGCCGCUAGACCUCGUGCCGAUCGACCACGGCCUCUGCCUGCCGGAGCAGCUCGACGACCCGUACUUCGAGUGGCUGCACUGGCCGCAGUCCUCCCUGCCCUUCACUGACGACGAGCUGGCGUACGUGGCGUCGCUGGACCCGUUCAAGGACGCCGAGACGCUCCGCGCCGAGCUGCCGUCCCUGAAGGAGCCCGCCAUCCGGAUCCUCACCGUCUGCACCAUCUUCCUGAAGCGCGCGGCCGCGGCGGGGCUCUGCCUCGCCGACAUCGGCGACAUGAUGACCCGCGAGUUCACGGCUCAGCAGGAUGGGCUGAGCACACUCGAGGCGCUGUGCAAGCAAGUGCACGACUCCGUCCUCCCACGUCUGCUGCCCUCCUUCCCACACCCAUCGCCCGACGGCGACGGCGUCGACGAGGGUACAACCGUCUCCGGCGGGCGGAAGCACGUGUCGUUCGGCGACCUGAGCUUCGCGGAGUGGGCGUCGUUCCUGGAGAGGUUCGAGCAGCUGCUGCCGGCGGCCCUCGAGGCCAAGAAGCGCGCUGGGCUAGGGAUGUCGUCGUCGUCGUUCUGA